Talaromyces marneffei is the source of this 1059-nucleotide messenger RNA. RefSeq lists its product as uncharacterized. Gene Ontology annotation, molecular function: RNA binding. The transcript is spliced from 3 exons. Bases 1 to 1059 code for a protein of 352 amino acids. Lineage: Eukaryota; Fungi; Ascomycota; Eurotiomycetes; Eurotiales; Trichocomaceae. The record is from RefSeq and is a predicted model, not a curated record.
AUGGGCGACAAACGCAAGCGCGAAGAAGCCACCGGCGCCGACCAACAGAAACCCAAACGGGCAAAGAACAAGGCCAAAUACCUACAGAAGGGCAACAAGGGGCGCAAGCGUGCCGCAACGCAGUUGAUGAAUGGCGCGAAUGCGAUUCCGGUGCAGGAGCGGCUCCGCGAUGUCCCCGAGGAUGCUGAGGAUGCUACGCCAGCAGCAGAGGCUGCGGAGAGCAAGCCCACCGGCGACGACUUUUUUGUUAUUGAUGCGACGCCAAUGAACCCCGCCGAAGUCGCCGAAAAGAAAAAAUCCAAGGGCCAGAUCAAACGUGAACGACAAGCGGAGAAGGAAACCCGAACGGGAGAAAAGAGAAAGGAAAUUAAGGAGGGAAGUGACAAGAAGAAGGAGAAAAAACAAAAAAAGGAGAUGAAGCAGCAGGACGAGGGUAGAAAGAAGAAAGAGAAGAAGGAACGAGAGGAGGAGAGUGAUUCGGAUUCGAGUUCUGAUUCCAGCAGUUCUGGAUCGGAGAGCGAGGUUGAAGUUAAGAAGCCCACACCCAAGGCCGCCGACAAAAAAUCCGAGAAAAAGGAGAAACCCGCUGCCAAAGAAGCCAAACAAGAAGACCAAGCAACCAACAAAAACCGCUUCAUCGUCUUUGUCGGAAACCUCCCCUACACCGCCACCACAGAAUCUGUAACAGCACACUUCUCCAAAAUCUCCCCCAUCUCCGUGCGCGUCGCAACCGACAAGAAGGACAACAACAAAAAAUGCCGCGGUUUUGGCUUCGUCGAAUUCGAGGCCUUUGAUAGAAUGCAGACCUGCCUCAAGCUGUAUCAUCAUUCGUCGUUUGAUGAUGGCAAAAGUCCUGCUAGGAAGAUUAACGUUGAACUCACGGCCGGCGGAGGCGGAAAAUCAGCUACGCGUCGCACAAAGUUGCAAGAGAAGAAUCAGAAACUAGCCGAAGAAAGAGCCAAGAAUGCGCAGGACGAGAAGAAGAAAAAAGGCGAAAAGGACCCGAAGCAGGAACAUUACUCGGGAAUUCAUCCUAGUCGGUUGAAUCAGAUGCAAUAA